CUGAGCUUCUUCACUCCCGCCGGUUAACUGCUUCGCUGGUCAUGAUUUGAGCCCUUGCGGUCGCCAAACUCACCCCGAGUCACUCCUUGGCCUUCCUGAUCGCUGUCGCUACUCCCUUCACUCCCCAAUUAUCUAUCUGUCCUGGGGCUCGCUCGAGUCACUCCCUCCCUUCCACCCACCCACUUGGUCUUCUCGUCUGGUGCUGCGAGAUCCGGUGCCGCCUCUUCGAUGGAAUAUGGGUCCUGAUCAACAUGCUCAAUUGGAUGGCUUCAGUCUCUUCCUCCCCUUUCCCUAUCGCGUGGCGGUGAUAUUGCUGGCUGGUUUCUGGGGUUGGGGUGCCAAUCUGCAGUACCUCCUAAAGGCGAACAUUGAUGUUCCUGCCCUCAUUAAAUACCCGGCCCGUCAAUCCUCCAGCCAACGCCCUCACCAUGCCUCGACGUACCAGCUUGCCACUCUUCUGACCAUCCCGCUCGCCAUCUCCCUCCUCGUUUUCUGGCCGGUCACUCAUGGCUCUGCACAACGGGUUGAAUCGGUGGAAUUUAUCCCACAAUCAUACUUUUUCAUAGGACUUUUCAUUCUUCUCUUGCCUUUUUACCGGAUCGCGCGCUCGGGCCGAUAUCGGUUCUUCAUGACCCUGAAGCGCAUCAGUCUCGGAGGUUUGGCGGAAGCGCAAGAUGGCAAGUUCGGGGAUAUUCUGCUGGCGGAUGCCUUGACAAGUUAUGCCAGGGUUCUUGCAGACCUGGUGGUCACCUUCUGCAUGUUCUUCACCACGGAUAUCUCCAGUACAUCUAAACCGACCCGCAAGUGUCGUCAAAAUGACUACGUCGUUCCCUUAAUCAUCGCCCUCCCCAGUAUGAUUCGACUGCGUCAAUGUUUGAUCGAAUACCUACGAGUGCGUCGGGCUGGUCCCAGGAGCCAUGGAUUGGGUGGCCAGCACUUGGCCAACGCCUUGAAAUAUGCCACCGCAUUUCCCGUGAUCAUCCUUGCCUCUCAGUUGAAGCAUUACAGCCCCCUAGACUUCUAUGGCUACAGUGAGAUGAGCCUCUCGCGGCUUUUGUUCUUCUUCAUGUUCAUCAACUCCGGAUAUUCCUUCUACUGGGAUAUAACCAAGGAUUGGGACUUAACUCUCCUCACCCCGGCACGCCAUAGCCACGAAUACCCGUACGGAUUGCGCCGCCAUCGUUACUUCACCGAUCGGCAGUACUACAUCGCGAUUGCGGCCGAUCUAGCUAUUCGUUUCUCCUGGCUCUCUAGAUACGUGCCCGGGUUUCUCUGGUUGAGUGACACAGAGUUCGGACUCUUUGUUCUCAUGUUCCUCGAGGUUGCACGUCGGUGGAUGUGGAAUUUUCUCCGCAUCGAGACCGAGUGGAUCCGGAACAGCCGUGGUCCCGCCCCGGACGAUAUCCUGCUUGGCGAGUUCGGCGGCAAACUGGACGCCGACUAAAAUCGCAGUCUUCCGCAUCUUCUCGAGAAUUCUGCCGUUUCUAUAGAUUGACAUGAUUUGUACCCACAUGUAGCCAGCAUUCAUUGUUAUUGUGUUAACUACAUCUUUUGUACCCACUGCUGUUGUUUUUGGCGUCUGUAUCAUAUGGGCAGGAGUGCUGUAGAGCUGUGUCGUAUGCACCAACG
Aspergillus sclerotioniger CBS 115572 is the source of this 1629-nucleotide messenger RNA. Its product is annotated as EXS domain-containing protein. The coding region runs from base 236 to 1444 and encodes 402 amino acids. The transcript has 6 exons. The record is from RefSeq and is a predicted model, not a curated record. Lineage: Eukaryota; Fungi; Ascomycota; Eurotiomycetes; Eurotiales; Aspergillaceae. Gene Ontology annotation, cellular component: cytoplasm; membrane.